CCCAUCACAAAACAUGACUUAUUCCCUCACCCACUUCUAUUCGUAUUGAUUCUACUGUACCAAUCACUUGCUUGGAGAAAUUAAUGCUUGGUAUAUCGGAGGCUUGUGGCCUGAUACAAUACAUGCUAGCUAUCUAGUUCUUGCUUAAACAAAGUCGAAGUCUGUCCUGUAGAUCUGAAUUUUGUAAAAAGUCGCGAAUCACAAAAUACUCCCACCUCGCCCAUUCAGCAGAUAUGGCGACAACCGAGCAGCAGUACGAUACCAUCCAAGGUCCCUACGACUACAUACGCACAGCGUCAAUUGCCCUUAUCGAGCGGGAGAAUAUCCAAGAAACAGUUGCGCCAUUCGUCAAGAACGCCCGAAUUCUGGAGUUGGCUUGCGGAACAGGUUUCUACACCUACAGCUUCCUCGAAUGGGGGGCAAGCUCCGUAGUUGGGGUCGACAUCUCCUCAGUCAUGAUAAACGAAGCGCGGCGCGCCGGAAAGGAGGUCUCAUUCAUACAAGCCGACUGUUCAAUCCCGAAAGCCUAUGAUGGUGGACCGUUCGACGUUGUCUUCGCCGCUUGGCUUCUCAACUAUGCUCUAGAUCAAGCUGCUUUGGUGAGCAUGUUCCGCAACAUCGCCAUCAAUCUAAAGGAAGGAGGGCGUUUUGUUUCGAUCACGGUUCCGCCUUCUUCGAAUCCCAUGGACUCCAUCAAUGCCGAGAUACAGGCUCGUCCCUUAUCUGCAGGAGGCUCGGGGUAUCUAGUCUAUGAACCUAUCAAUGAUGUCGAUGAUGGGGUUUAUUUCCGCGUGAACUAUACGAGGAGGCGGCGAGAGAAGCGGGAUUGA
Molecule: messenger RNA, 830 nt
Organism: Mollisia scopiformis
Lineage: Eukaryota; Fungi; Ascomycota; Leotiomycetes; Helotiales; Mollisiaceae
Product: S-adenosyl-L-methionine-dependent methyltransferase
Exons: 4
Coding region: 234-830 (198 amino acids)
Source: RefSeq, a predicted model, not a curated record